This is a messenger RNA of Manihot esculenta (cassava), 974 nucleotides long. RefSeq lists its product as uncharacterized. Lineage: Eukaryota; Viridiplantae; Streptophyta; Magnoliopsida; Malpighiales; Euphorbiaceae. The record is from RefSeq and is a predicted model, not a curated record. The coding region runs from base 117 to 593 and encodes 158 amino acids. The transcript is spliced from 7 exons.
GAUUUAUUGAAAAUCAUGAAAAUAAAACUUUCCUCCCAAACAAACAGAGUUAAAAGCCGGCUGCACUUCUCUCGGGCUAGAACACAGGAGCACAGAAACUGAGAGCAUAUACGGAGAUGGGAACUCGGGAAGUGUACGAGCAGAAAUUAAGGAGUGGAAAUCUCCAUCACGAUCCCACCAUCAAUCCUGGGCUCGGUUCCCCUCGCUGCCCUCGCUGUCUCUCUCUCUUAAACCCCACCGCUGAAAGGGGAGAAUGGGCUAUUACUUCCGUUUUGCAUGAUGCCACUGCUGUGGCCGGCUCAGGUAUUGGUGGAAUGCUUAGUGCCGUUCAUGGUUUCAAUACAGGGAUCCCGUUCCUUCAAAAUCGUCUCAAGGGGCCAAAAUGGAUGCCUUUUUUAGUUGGGCUUCCUCCCCUGCUAAUGUUUUCCGCUGCAAGUGCUGCGUUUGGAGGUUAUGCACUACCAAAGUUUGCUCAACUCACAGUAACAUCCUAUUAUGCUGCUUCAAGUGCUUCACAUUAUGGGAUUUCACUGCUUACCCGACAUAUCGAAGAGGCCCAUACUUCCCGAGCUCAGCAAGAAAGUCAUUCAUGAUUCUUCGCUGUUGUAGACUUUCUGUGACUUGCGGCUGAGGUUGAAGAAAGAAGAUAUCAAGUUUGGUUGAGGUGAUUUCCUCAGAACACCUGUUCGUCGGAACCAGAGACCGACAAGCCUGUGACUGCGUGAUUUCGGCAAUUCUGCUCCGCCGGGAUUUGUAUCAAGAUUAAAUAAUUUCAAUUGGUUUUGUCAAGUUGAUGGGACUUUUCAAGGUAAUGGUAUGCCAGUAAUUGUUGAAACUUUAGCUCUUCGUCACUAUUUGCUCUUUGCGACAUAAUUUUUGCUUUUUAAUGACUGCAUUCUUAUGGACUGUUUGUAGGUGGUUCAAACUUUUUGGUCUCCACAUUUAGACAUUUUUGAACUGGAUUUAAUUUUGAA